Molecule: messenger RNA, 3276 nt
Organism: Pyrus x bretschneideri (Chinese white pear)
Lineage: Eukaryota; Viridiplantae; Streptophyta; Magnoliopsida; Rosales; Rosaceae
Exons: 2
Coding region: 133-2037 (634 amino acids)
Biological process (GO): phototropism
Source: RefSeq, a predicted model, not a curated record
AGACUAUAUGUACAUACAUACACAAACACACACACACACACAUAUAUAUAUAUAUAAUUAUAUAGCAAGUACGGAAGUAGAGAGACAAUAAUAUUCCUGAGGAAAUUAAAUAGAAAAAGAGGAAAGAAAAUAAUGGAGAGAUGGAAAGUAACGAGAGGAGGUGUUAGAUCAGUAUCAGGAAGCAGCAGCAGCAGCACCAUCAUCAUGCUCAGAGACAAAGAUACAGAUCACGCUGCAACUGCAACCGCAAAUGUUGAUCGACAACCGCCAUACUACUACAACAACACCACCAUUAAGCAGCAGCAGCAGCUUCAUGUAGACGUGGAUCGGUAUUCGAGUACUACUAGUAUCAGUGUUACUGCUGAUCAAGAAAUCAGCAUUUUUGACGCCCACAAAUACUUCAACCAACUAAGCAUCAACAACCACAUUGACGGCCAAAACCAUAAGGUGCAGGUUUCUGAUGGGCUGUCUGGAGUUUCGAGAUUCUCUUGGGCUGCUGGCUCUCCCUCAGUAUCUUCAGUUGAUGAUGCUGCUAUUAACUACCCUCUGCAUCUCCGAGCUCGUUCUUUCCAUGUCGUUUCUUCCAGUGCCACCCCAACGGCUUCCUCCGAAGCCAGUUGGAACAGCCAGACUGGCCUCCUAACCAAACCUCUCUGUGCUACCACCGCCACCAAUAGUAAUGUCGCAUUCAUGGCGCCUUUGCACAGUCGGACUAGUACAAAUCAUCCUCCUCAUCCUCAUCAUGAUGACCAUCAGAUUACUAAUAAGAAGAAAUUAAGAGGAUGGUCCAAGACAAUGUCGUUGAGUCCAAGAUGGCUUACUGCUUUUCCGAGGAGGUCAGCGAGAUGCCCCUGCUCGGGCAAGAAAUCAGUUCAAGUUGUUGCUCAGGAAAAGAAGUCAAGCAUGUCAUCAUCAUCAUCAUCAAUAGUCGGAGUUGGAGGCGGAGAUAUUUAUAACAUGCCGGCCCAAUUAAUUCUCACCAAGGAUGAGAUACCACUAGCUGCUCCAACUACUAGUGUUGUUACAGCUGCCAAUCUGAACCACUCUUCGAUUGCAAGGCCGCGUGACGACAAUCGCCAUGUGCUCUGGGGUGAUGAACGUCGUCGGAAUUGGGAACGCCAAGUCAACAAUACAACCAUCAAUGUGCAACCAGCCGCAAACUCUACCGCUACUACGACCAGCUGUAUUAGUACUGCUGCUGCUGGUGGCGGAUUUAGCUUUCCGAUAUUAAAAUUCAAUGGGGACGGGGGAACUUCCUUGCCAUCGGCAACAGCUUCAAUCCCGAACCCAUCAAACAGUACUACUGAUCAUGUUCAAUGCGGCCGACUAAUUGGUGAUGUUAAUAAUAAAGAUGAGGAUGUGGGAAGCGAUGCAAGCUCUGACUUGUUCGAAAUCGAAAGCUUCUCAACCAGUACUACUCAAACGCUGCAAGCAACUAAUGCCGAUAUGCCCACCUACCCUCCACCAUCGUCAUCCAUGUUUGAAAAUUACUACCGCACUCGCCCGGAUUCUUUUUCAUUGGUUGAGGAUGCAGUUAGCUUCACUGAUACUCGACGUAUGAGUGCUAAUAACAAUUCCCGUCGAACAAGCUUAGAUCGUCGUCAACAUGACCCGCCUAUGGCAUCGUUAUCGACCGAUCAAUACUGUUACGAACCAAGUGAGGCCAGCAUCGACUGGAGCGUCACUACGGCAGAGGGCUGUGAUCGAUCCGACCAAUACGAUCACGACCACCAUGAUCACCAUGAUGAUGCUAACUUGGGAACUAAGGUAAUGACGAGCAGCAAACGACGGCCGCCUUCGCUGGGAAGUAAUAACAAUAAUAUGGGGUUGUUGAGCUGUCGGCGGGAGAAGGCCGUCAGUGUGGGGCCCAACCCAGUGAGACUAAUGGCCAUGCCUGCUGCUCCUGUUGAUCAUGACUACUGUCAGAGUCGACAUAGGGGUGUAGGAGUGGGACCCACAAGUCUAUCAGUGUGUUCAAACAACUCCAGAGCUACGGUGCAUGUGGGAAGUAGGUCCGCAGCGUUAGCUAGACAAUAAGAAGGCACAGCAUGGAGUUGCAGCAGCUCGAUCGGUUGUCUUUUCCUUUUCAACCGCUAUUCUAGAAGGAUUUACAAUAAACAGGUUCACCGUCAGUAGCCUGAUAUUACAUGCGUUGCAUGCAUACAGAUAACGCACGCCAUCUAUAUGGAUCCACUCCUCCAAUCCGAAGUUCCUAGAGCCAGACAGCAUCUCUCUCGUCUGUAUUCUUUUCUUCACGUUAUUCACUUUUCCUUUGUAAAAUUCGAGAAUAAUGUCUUUCUUUUUUUUGUCUUCUUGUUGUGGGUGCAUGUGUGUUUUUGCUGGAUGCCAUAAUAAUUCAUUCUUUUUGUUUUUGUGUAAGUAGCUCUUCUUCUUGGUUUUUUUUUUUUUUUUUUUUUUUUUUUUUUUUUUAAUGCUAGUAAUGUUAUAUUACUACUCUAAGGUAUACUAGAGAGAGAGUAGGGUUUGUACCAUGAACGUAGUAAAUUGAAGAGAACGACUCAAUCCAACAUGCAACCUACACUUGUUCUGCAUUUGUUUUUUUUUUUUUUUUAAUUCAUUUUUAUUGGUUUCGAUAAUAAUAAAAUAUGCAAUACCACUACUUUAAUCUACACUGUAGAGAGAAGGUAAGGUUUGGACCAUGUACGCAAUGAAUUGAAGAGAGAGACUAAAUUUAGCAGGCAAUCUAAAGUUGUUUUGUAUUUGUUUUUCUGUUAUUUUUAUUGGUUUGAAUAAUAAUAAAUCCUACAAGAUAAGAUAAUAACUAGCAAUCAAUCUAGCUUGGUUGAGAACAUGUCAAAUGAUACCCUUUGGGCACUGUCUAUGUUUGUUUGUAGCCAAUUGAGAGUGGACACCAAGUAAAAAAACAUACCCUUUUUGGUUUUUUCCUUAACAAGGGGCAUUUGGAAUUUGGAUUAUUAACCCGCACCUAAAACUACAAACUCCGGCAACAAUCUCAGAUUGAGUUGCUGCACCUUGUUUCGAUUUAGAACGAGUUGAACUAAGUUGUUGCGCCUUAUUUGGGCUCAUCUCGAACUGCUCUACAAAUCCGAGCAAUGCAACCCUUUAAGAUCACAUAGAUCUGCAAAACCUAGCAUCCAUCGCAACCGCCAUCGAGUAGAUCAGGGCUAAAUUGCACCACCCCGCAGUAAUUAUGACAAUCUGCUUGCCAGUCCGAUAUGAAAGCUGUUCCGAUCACCGUAACUGCUAUCAGCGUUGUUCCGAUCCUCAUCAACCGACGGGUAGAGAGACUCAACU